Molecule: messenger RNA, 1296 nt
Organism: Ustilago hordei
Lineage: Eukaryota; Fungi; Basidiomycota; Ustilaginomycetes; Ustilaginales; Ustilaginaceae
Product: putative histidinol-phosphate transaminase
Exons: 2
Coding region: 1-1296 (431 amino acids)
Biological process (GO): L-histidine biosynthetic process
Molecular function (GO): pyridoxal phosphate binding; L-histidinol-phosphate:2-oxoglutarate transaminase activity
Source: RefSeq, a predicted model, not a curated record
AUGACGAUCAAAGGUCUCGACGGCGCCGCAAAUUCGGCAGCCGCAGCUCAUAAACCGGCGCAUUUCAAGCUGGAGAACGUCAUCCGACCCAACAUUCUCUCGCUUGAGCCUUACCGAUGUGCCCGAGACGACUAUCAGUCAGGUAUUCUUCUCGACGCCAACGAGAACAGUCUCGGUCACUCGCUGCCCCCUAAAUCGGUCAUCCCUCACAACCCCGGCAGAUGGAAUGGUGCUACACCAGUCCAGUCUAGCGAAGCAGACGACCCGCUUUCACUCAACCGCUACCCAGAUCCUGGUCUCUUUGGCAUCAAGCAAUCCCUCGCUGAGCUCCGCGGCCUACCGAAUGACAAGUUUGUUUUCCUCGGUGUCGGCAGUGAUGAAGUUCUCGAUUUGGUCCAGCGUGUUUGCUGCCGUCCUGGCAAGGACAAGAUCUUGAUCUGCCCACCAACCUACGGCAUGUACAGCGUAUGCGCAGCAGUCAACGAUCUUGAGGUCGUCAAGGUGCCAUUGAUCCUCCAAGGCGGCAAGUUUGCCUUGGAUGUAGAGGCAGUCAACAAGAAGCUCGGCGAGGAUCGAGACAUCAAGAUCACCUUCAUUUGCUCGCCAGGUAACCCCACGGGCACAUUGAUCCCACCAAGCCAAGUUAAGAAGGUGCUCGAUAACGAGAAAUACAAGGGCUUGGUCGUUGUCGACGAGGCAUACAUCGACUUUGCAGAGCAAGAGAAGAGGAUGGGUAAGCGCCCCGCAGAAGAGGUGGUCAGCGCAGUAAGCUUGACUCACGAAUACGAAAACGUCAUGGUCACACAGACACUCUCCAAGGCCUUCGGUCUUGCUGCUAUCCGUCUCGGUAUUGCAUUCGCUCAGCCGGCAUUGGUUCAGAUCAUGAACAACACCAAAGCGCCUUACAACAUCUCUUCGCCCACCGCCCACCUUGCCUCACUUGCCCUCUCACCUAAAGGUAUCGCUCAGAUGCGAGCCAAGGUCGAGAGGCUGAUUCGCAACCGCGACCAGCUCAUCAUAGACCUCAAGGCUCUCCCAGGCACUGGCGCAAUAUUGGGUGGCAACGAUGCCAACUUUGUUCUCAUUCAAAUGCUCGAUCUCGAGACAAGAUCCAAGCCAGACAACGAGGUCGCUCAGAUGGUCUACAAGCGUAUGGCAGAAGAGAUGGGUCUUGUAGUCCGCAACAGGGCCAAAGACCUCGGAUGUGCCGGUUGCUUGAGAAUCACGGUAGGAACAGAGGCGGAGAACAAGAGAUGUAUCGACUUGAUCAAGCGUUUGCUCCAAGGUGGACUGUAG